AUGAUUUCCCUUUACUUUCUUUUCCUUUUUCCUUUUCUUUCGUUGUUUUCCUUUUUCUUUUUUCUUUUCUUUUUUUCCUUUUUCUUUUCUUUUUCCCUUUUCUGUCUUUCUUUUUCCAUUUUCUUUCAUUUUUUGCUUUUCUUUCUUUUUUCCUUUCCCUUUUCUUUCUUUUUGUCUUUUACUUUCUUUUUUCGAUUAAAGCGUUUCCCCCCCCCCCCGGAUCUCUGUAUGUUUUUCUUCGGAUCACGUCCUGUGACUAAAGUUUUUUUUUUUCUUUUCCCGGAUCAAAUUGUUUUCCCCGGGCCUCUGUCAAGAAUCAAAAUGUCUUUCCCCAUAUCUCUUCCUAGGAUCAAAUUCUUUCCUCUGGGACUUUGUCCAGAAUCAAAGUGCCUCUGUCCAGAAUCAAAGUGUCUUUCCCCAGAUAUCAUCCUAGGAUUAAAUUCUUUACCCAGGAACCCAGAAUCACUUUCACUUGUUCUCUUCCUAGGAUCAAAUUGUUUUCCCCAGGCCUCUGUCCAGAAUCAAAGUCCUCUGUCUAAGAUGAACGUGUCUUUCCCCGGAUCUAUUUCUUCUCCCCGGAUCUCGAAUCAGUGUCUUUCUCCGGAUCUCUUCCUAGGAUCAAAUUGUUUUCCCCGGGCCUCUAGCUGUCUUUUCCCGUAUCGCUUCCUACGAUUAAAGUGUUUUCUCCCGUAUCUCUUCCUAGCAUUAAAUUAUUUUCUCUCAUAUCUCUUACUAGUGUGGAAUCGUGCAUAG
Messenger RNA from Acanthosepion pharaonis, 753 nucleotides. The record is from the annotation of a GenBank genome assembly. NCBI's taxonomy places the organism in Eukaryota, Metazoa, Mollusca, Cephalopoda, Sepiida, Sepiidae.